This is a messenger RNA of Mycena citricolor, 284 nucleotides long. Lineage: Eukaryota; Fungi; Basidiomycota; Agaricomycetes; Agaricales; Mycenaceae. The record is from the annotation of a GenBank genome assembly.
CUUGUCAGCAAGGGCCCCCGCUGCUCAUCUCAUCUACUCUCCGUCAUCGAGGCUUCUUCGACGUGAAUGCGCGGGGGAGUUCCGGAGUACCCGGAACUUAUCAUAGAGUGCAGUGGAAGAUUGAGGUCGCUCGUCAUUCUUUGUCGGUGCGUUUCUUCACGGCGGGUAGGCAAAUUUCAGUGCCCCGCACAUAUCUCCACACAGCUGCAGAAACUCUAUCUAGCAAGCGUGUGUCAUAGCUCCACUUCUUAAAUUGUGCCCUAUAUACACUAGAGAAGGAAAUC